GCCGGGGUGUUGGAGCGGAUCCACCUCAACUUCCGCCUCGGCUACCUCAAGGACGUGGCGCUGCCCAGGCUCCUGGACGACGCCUCGCUCGCGGCCUUGACGCAGAUGAUCCACUCGAACCUUUCGGCCAUUGUCGACCAGAUCCUCCAGCACCCGCCGCUGCUGAACCGCCUGCUGGAGCUCGCUG
This is a messenger RNA of Prorocentrum cordatum, 187 nucleotides long. The record is from the annotation of a GenBank genome assembly. NCBI's taxonomy places the organism in Eukaryota, Dinophyceae, Prorocentrales, Prorocentraceae.